ACGCAGGCGGCGGGGCUGCGGCACGGGCCGGGCGGCACCAUGGCGGCGGCGGCGCCUGCUGCUGCGAGGGCUUCUUCUGAGGCGUCGGCGGCGAGUGCGACGGCAGAGCCCGAGGCCGGGGACGAGGACAGUCGCGAGGUCCGAGUGCUGCAGAGCCUGCGGGGCAAGAUCUGUGAAGCGAAAAAUUUGUUGCCAUAUCUUGGACCCAACAAAAUGAGAGAUUGUUUUUGUACCAUCAAUUUGGACCAGGAAGAAGUUUAUCGUACCCAAGUUGUUGAAAAAUCUUUAAGCCCAUUUUUCAGUGAAGAAUUUUACUUUGAGAUUCCAAGAACUUUCCAGUAUUUGUCUUUCUAUGUUUAUGAUAAGAAUGUUUUGCAAAGAGACCUUCGCAUAGGAAAAGUAGCCAUCAAAAAAGAAGACUUAUGUAACCACAGCGGCAAAGAAACUUGGUUUUCACUACAGCCUGUUGACUCCAAUUCAGAGGUUCAGGGUAAAGUUCACCUUGAAUUGAAACUGAAUGAACUGAUAACAGAGAAUGGAACUGUGUGCCAGCAACUUGUUGUACACAUCAAGGCAUGCCAUGGGUUGCCUCUCAUAAAUGGACAAAGCUGUGACCCUUAUGCAACAGUUUCUCUGGUGGGCCCUUCUAGGAAUGACCAAAAGAAGACAAAAGUAAAGAAGAAAACAAGCAAUCCGCAGUUUAAUGAAAUCUUUUAUUUUGAGGUAACCAGAUCCAGUAGUUACACCAGAAAGUCCCAGUUCCAGGUAGAAGAGGAGGACAUUGAAAAGCUGGAAAUUAGGAUUGACUUGUGGAACAAUGGAAACCUGGUCCAAGAUGUUUUCCUAGGUGAGAUUAAGGUUCCUGUGAAUGUGUUAAGAAAUGAUUCCUCUCAUCAAGCCUGGAGCUGCAGGAGACAGAGCGCCCUGGGAUGUACGGCCGAAUUGACCAGAAGUACAGUGCGCUGUCGAAGGAGAGUUGGUGAUCAGCAAGACGGGGAAAGCUCCCCGGUAGAGGGUGAACUCGCUGAUCAACCAGGCGUAUUUUCUGGUCAUCGCACUGUGGCCAUACUCUGUUUGGCCACUGCUGUGGCAGAAUUAGACUUGAGGGAUACACAAGAUGCAAACACAAUUUUUAGAGGAAAUUCCUUGGCUACUCGAUGUCUGGAUGAGAUGAUGAAAAUAGUGGGAGGGCACUACCUGAAAGUAACAUUAAAACCCAUUCUGGAUGAGAUAUGUGAAUCUUCAAAAUCCUGUGAAAUCGAUCCUAUUAAAUUGAAAGAAGGAGAUAAUGUUGAAAAUAAUAAGGAGAAUCUGCGCUACUAUGUAGACAAGUUAUUCAGUACAAUUGUAAAAUCAAGUAUGAGCUGCCCCACUGUAAUGUGUGAUAUCUUUUAUUCUCUAAGGCAAAUCGCUACUCAGAGAUUUCCUAAUGACCCUCAUGUUCAAUAUUCUGCAGUGAGCAGCUUUGUAUUUCUUCGUUUCUUUGCUGUAGCCGUAGUAUCACCUCAUACUUUUCAUUUGCGACCUCAUCAUCCAGAUGCACAGACAAUUAGAACAUUAACUCUCAUCUCAAAAACCAUUCAAACUUUGGGAAGCUGGGGAAGUCUAUCCAAAAGCAAGUCAAGUUUCAAAGAGACAUUCAUGUGUGAAUUUUUCAAGAUGUUUCAAGAAGAAGGAUAUAUUAUAGCAGUUAAAAAGUUCUUGGAUGAAAUUUCAUCUACUGAAACUAAAGAGACCAGUGGUACAAGUGAGCCUGUGCACCUGAAAGAAGGUGAGAUGUAUAAAAGAGCUCAGGGAAGAACUCGGAUUGGAAAAAAGAAUUUCAAGAAACGAUGGUUCUGCUUAACAAGCAGAGAGCUCACCUACCACAAACAGCCAGAGUUCAUUGAACGCAAAGAUGCAAUUUACACAAUUCCAGUAAAAAACAUUCUUGCUGUGGAAAAACUGGAAGAGAGCUCUUUCAACAAGAAAAAUAUGUUCCAAGUAAUACAUGCAGAGAAACCGCUCUAUGUCCAGGCAAAUAAUUGUGUAGAAGCUAAUGAAUGGAUAGACGUGCUCUGCAGGGUCAGCCGGUGCAAUCAAAACAGGCUCAGUUUUUAUCAUCCCUCUGCAUACAUAAACGGAAACUGGCUCUGCUGUCAGGAGACCAGCGAAAACACUCUCGGCUGCAAGCCAUGUACUGCAGGAGUCCCUGCAGACAUCCAAAUAGAUAUUGAUGAAGACAGAGAAACAGAAAGAAUUUAUUCCCUUUUUACCCUCAGUUUACUUAAGCUGCAAAAGAUGGAAGAGGCUUGUGGAACAAUAGCAGUCUAUCAAGGACCACAGAAAGAGCCUGAUGAUUAUUCUAACUUUGUAAUUGAGGAUUCUGUAACAACCUUCAAGACAAUUCAGCAAAUAAAAAGCAUAAUAGAGAAGCUGGAUGAACCUCAUGAAAAGUAUAGGAAGAAAAGAUCAAGUAGUGCAAAAUAUGGGAGCAAGGAAAAUCCAAUUGUUGGGAAAACAUCCUAGAGUUUGACCAAUUGCUUCAGAAGAACUGGAAAAUAAUUCUUUUUCUUGGUAUUUUUAAAUUCAUCAUAUAUUUUGUUCAUAGUAUUUAAGAAUGAACAUUAGCUUCAAUGUCACCUGCAUUCACAUUGUAUUUAAUAUUUAAUAACUGAAAUUAAUUGGGAAUCCUGGAAUUUAUAGAUGACUAGAGAAUUUGAAGCCCAAGAUUCCCUUGUAUGUCCAGAUCAAUUUUUCUCCAACUUGUUUUUGAUAGAAAGACUCUUCCUAAAGAAGGUUCCUAAAGAAGCUGUGUAACAGAGGGAGAACUCCUGCAUAGCAAGAAACUGUCUCUUCUUGUAACACUCUGUUCCGUGGACCUGUUUUCACUACCAUUAGUGCCUGCUCUCUACUGCCAACAUUGUGUUUUACUAGAAAACCCCAAUCCAUGACAAUUCAGAGCUUUCCAUUUAGUUCAUCUAGACCCUCUUUAUUUCAAAAAAGAAAAGAAAAAAUUUUUUUUUCCUUUGGUCCAUCAAUCAUUACAGGUUACAUUAGAGAUAGCUACAAAAACUUUAGAAAACUGCCAGAGCAUCCUUAAAAGUUAGUAGGUCCUUUUGCCUACUUAUAGAUGUAAACAGAACUCAGAUACGAGGAAUCAGGGAAUAUGUGCUAUUGUGUGCAUCUUGUUUACAUUUGGAAUGAGUGAUGGCAGAUGAAAUAAAAUGAGACCACUAAAUUUUCUUCAUUGUUUUAAAUAUCAGGUACUCAUUUUCUUGAUUUGAGAGUUCAGAUUAACAUGACUUCUAAGGACAUCUUUUCUGAAAAAGAAGAGAAAGUAAACAGUGAACGAAGGUGGUAGAAAAAUCACUUGACUUCACCUGCUAGUUUAUGUUGUAAUAAGGGCCACCAUAAGGAUGCCCUCCUCAUAGUGUUAGGUCGUGAUCUAACUCGAGAACAGUCACUCGGCGCACUUUAAUAAUCUGGACUGCCCCAGAUUAUACUUUAGGUACUCCAUGGUAUCUAAUCUUUAUGAUCAGUUGAAUGAUCAGUGUUUAAGUCUAGAAAUAAUGCUUUCCUGAAAAUGUUUAUAUUUCAUUGCUGUUUCCUUAUUGCCUGCUAGCCAAAUGGAAUUUGGGCAAGCAACUAUUUGAAUACUAUUUUUCCCUAGUAAUUUACUUUUAUCCUAAAAACAUAACUGUAUAUAAGCAGUCGAAGCAAGUUGCCACCUUGAAGCUAAGAGGGAUACACUUUGCUUCAUCAGUAUUAAAAACCAUGGUACUCUUUUUUUGUCUUUUUUAAUUCAAAACAUUUUCUAAAUGUGGUACUUUGAACCUUGGAGUAUUUACAUAUGUUUCUGUUUAAAACUGUGACUUAUUAAUGUAAGUCUAGCUAGUAGUGCUUUUUUGUUUCCCUGAGCAUAAGCUAUAUUUCAAGAUAUACUUUGCCAAUUAUGUUAUUGGUGGGUAAUUGUUAUUAAAAUAUAUUUUUAUUAGGUAAUUAUUUUAAAGACUAUUGGCACACAAUCAAAGUUGUUCCAUAAAUGAUUAUAACCAAGCAAUGUAUUUCUCUAAAUGACUGUAAAACCAAUUGGUUAUAUUUAAGAAUCAGUACUAGUCUGCAUUAUGGUAGAUUAUUACUCCUGACCCAUUUUUAAGACAAGUUUGAAAGAAUCUUUUAAAUUUUAUGCACAUGUAGAUUCAUCAACUACACUGAUUUACAAAAUAUGAAAGAAUUUAGCCAUUUAAUAAAUUUUUCAUUCUCAAAUUUCAUUCAGAUUAAAAUUCCUUUUAUGAGUCUCUGAAAUGUCUGCCUGCAGAGGAUAUAUGAGCAUUACCAAGUACUAAUCAUUCCUUUUUAGUGGUUUUUUAGUCCUUUGUUGUGUUUUUUUAAGGCAAAAGAAAUAUUCUUCUAACAUUUAAAAUACCAAAUCCCCAAUUGUUUUUAAAGAUCAUGGCAUGAUCAAAGGCUGUGUGCAUACAUAACUCUGGAUUCGAAGGGGAGAGUUCAGUCAUCUAGUUAUUUUCUUCACAUGAUGCUUUUAAGCAGCCAGUUUGACUGGAAUUUACCAGCUUGGCACAGCCUGAAAAGAAGUAAUGUGAAAUUAAAUUAAUUUUCUUUGAAAGUCUUUUGAAAUAAGACACCAUAUCAGUAGGACCCUAAGAUAAUCAAGGAAUUUGCUUCCAGGGACCUCAUUCCUCUGCUGUUACUCAUGAAUACUUUGAUUUUUACUACGUGAUCUGCCUACUCUGCCUUUCCAUAUCUAAAAAAAAUACAUGGCAGCUCACUUCACCCUAAAAACCUGAAAACCCCAGGAAGAACAGAAAAGGAUGAUAUGGGGAAGCUUGCCAUAAAUGACAGUUCUGAUUCUUAGUUUAGCCAUUUCCAUCAGUAAAAAUUGUGAUGAUCUGUCACUUAUUUUGUUGUUUUGUUUUUGUUUAGCUUUGUUUUUUUAAUAUGCAUUUAAUAAGAUGAUGGAAUAGCAAAGGUUUUACUCCCGGGAAUAUAAUUUAUCAAAUUAAACUGUUUUAUUUGCCAAAGAAAUAUGUUUUUAAUAUCACGGGUAAUGGUUAAGUCAAAACUAGGCUUUUUCAUUUUAUUAUACCAAAACAACAUGACGAAUGAUGUGGCUUUUGUUUCUUUUUCUGAAACCUGAUUUCAUUCAUCAGAAAGGCAUGUUCAUGCCAGGUUUUGAAAAACAGAUCUUAUUUUUAAGUGAAAGCACCUUUAAUUUGUCCUAACGGUACAUUCUGUAAAGACAGAAUUCUGCAUAGCCUUUUUAGGUGUCCUUACAGUAUGUGAAAAAUACAAGACUCAUUCUAGAGUUAAAUUACGAAUCUUGAUUGAUAUUAUCUGCUUUCAUUUUUUUAACUUGGAAAUUAAUAUGUUGCUAGUAAAUAUUGGUUUUUACAGUGUCCAGUUUGAAAAUAUAAGUUAUCAAAACUUAAUGUAGUGAAUUUGUGUAACCAUGUUGUAUGUUGAGAAUGUAUUUUUAUUUAAAUUUUAUUUUCUUAUCAAGAGUAUUAUAAAAAUUAAAAACUUUUGUAACUGUCGCUUGGAAAUAACUCAAAUAAACUACAAGAAGCCUGUC
Microcebus murinus (gray mouse lemur) is the source of this 5572-nucleotide messenger RNA. The record is from RefSeq and is a predicted model, not a curated record. Lineage: Eukaryota; Metazoa; Chordata; Mammalia; Primates; Cheirogaleidae.